Molecule: messenger RNA, 777 nt
Organism: Aphidius gifuensis
Lineage: Eukaryota; Metazoa; Arthropoda; Insecta; Hymenoptera; Braconidae
Gene: Saysd1
Product: SAYSvFN domain-containing protein 1
Exons: 2
Coding region: 337-777 (146 amino acids)
Source: RefSeq, a predicted model, not a curated record
CAUGUAAAAUUCAAUUGCCAACAAAACAAUGAGCUGUCAUAUUUUUUUAUUUGUUUAUUAAAAUCGUAAAAAACAUAUGCACUCAUAUUAAACCCUAUAAAAUUAAUAAUCAUUAAAUAUUUUUUAUUACCAUAAUAUAAAUAAUAUCAAAUAUAUAUUUUCGAAAUUAAAACACUGCAAUAAACAUUAAAUAAAAAUACACCUUGUAUGUCAAGUGUCAACCUUGAAUAAUACUUGAAGGCUGUUCCAGUUGAUUUGACAGCACACUGGCAAUAUAACAAUAAACAAAGUACAACAAUAACAAUUAUUAAUAGACAUUGAGUUUAUAAAUGCCAAAUGGAAGAAAAGCUAAAAGCAUAUCGUCUAAAAAAACGUCAAGAAAAAAUUAUGACAAAUAUCAAAGACUCAAUACAAAAUGUUUUUGUUGAAAGAAAUACAAGUUUACAGGAUACUGAUGAUCUAGAGAGUAUUAAUUCUGAAGAAAGUACAGAUAUUCCAUUACCUGAAGAAUCAUCACUAGCUCUUAAAUUAUUAUAUCUGUUACUUUGGAUAACAGUUUAUUUGAUAGCUUUACAAGUAGAAUUUGGAGCUGUUUAUUUUAUAAUAUCAGCAUUAUUUUUUAUAUGGAUUAAUACAAGAUCAGAAAAGAAAAAAAAAGGUGAAAUAAGUGCUUAUUCUGUUUUUAAUCCAAAUUGUGAAGCUAUACAAGGUACAAUUAAUAUUGAACAGCUAGAAAAACAAAUGGGCUAUGGAGUUACACAUUCAUCAUUGUUGUAA